AUGAAGUUCAGCAACUGGGAAUGCCAACUUGACACUGCUGACUUGUUGGUGGGGGACCAGAACCGUGCGACACAGUCCACUGUGAAACAACUUGACACAGCUGACUUGUUGGCGGGGGACCAGAACCGUGCGACACAGUCCACUGUGAAACAACUUGACACAGCUGACUUGUUGGCGGGGGACCAGAACCGUGCGACACAGUCCACUGUGAAACAACUUGACACAGCUGACUUGUUGGCGGGGGACCAGAACCGUGCGACACAGUCCACUGUGAAAGACUUGGAUCCUCCAAUGUCGCCAGUGGGUCCCCUGCGGGUGGACUUCAGCAGUCCGCUGAGCCUGGAGCUCAUCAAGGAGAACAACGGGCAGCUGGAGCCGGGCGGACGCUACAAACCCAAAGACUGCGAGGCGCUGCAGAAGGUCGCCAUCAUCAUACCAUUUCGCAAGCGAGAGGAGCACCUCAAAUACUGGCUCUACUAUCUGCACCCCAUCCUGCAGCGCCAGCAACUGGACUACGGAGUCUACGUCAUCAAUCAGGACGGAGACGAGAUCUUCAACCGAGCCAAACUGUUGAACGUGGGCUACACGGAGGCUCUGAAGGACUAUGACUACGACUGUUUUGUCUUCAGCGAUGUGGACUUGAUCCCAAUGGACGACCGCAACACUUAUAAGUGUUUCAGUCAGCCUCGACACUUGUCUGUGUCCAUGGACAAGUUUGGCUUCAGGCUGCCCUACAAGCAGUACUUUGGGGGCGUGUCCUCCAUGUCCAAACAACAGUUUCUCACCAUCAACGGCUUCCCCAACAACUACUGGGGGUGGGGGGGCGAGGACGACGACAUCUACAACAGACUGGCGUCCAAAGGAAUGUCCAUCUCCAGACCCACAGGUGAGGUGGGCAGGUGUCGCAUGAUCCGACACGACCGAGACAGGAAGAACGAGCCCAACCCUCAGAGGUUUGACCGCAUCUCCCACACCCGGGACACCAUGACCAAGGAUGGCAUCAAGUCCUUGUCCUACCAGCUGGUGUCCAGACUGACCAUGGAUCUCUUCACCAACAUCACAGUGGACAUUGGCAGACCCUGACCAACACAUCUGACAUGCUGGACCUGGUCCAACCCUGACCACCAAAUGUGCCUUCGGUCUGACAUGCUGGACCUGCUUUGGUUUCUGUCUGCUUCCUUCAAACCUAUCACUCGCUCUGUCAAUCAAUGACCCGAUCCAUCGAUCAGACAAAUAUUGAUGUGGUCAACGUCCGCUCCUAAUUUCUGUUUCUCCUAAAUCAUUUGAAUCAAUGGUCUUUUGUUGCCAUGACAACUGAUUGUCAUCCUUUAAUGUGAGCCUGGACUUCAAGAUCAGCUUUAAUCACUUUGCAAGACUUUCAUGCAGACAAUCAGUGUCCCGUCACAUAUCGAUCAUUUAUUGAUCAGCUUGAAUCACUUAGUGUGUGUGUGUGUGUGUGUGUGUGUGUGUGUGUGUGUGUGUGUGUGUGUGUGUAAUGUAGACAAUCAGCGCUUAAUGGCUUCCAAGCUAGUUAGUGGCGAGCAGUUGCCGUGAAACAUAUUUGCUUUAACAGUUUACUCAUCCCAAUGAACUUUGAACUCUUCCUAUCAAACAUUCAAAGAUGGAGGAAGUUACAAACGUUUCUCAUGUUUUCACAAUAAAAGCACUUGGUCACUGUG
Nerophis ophidion (straightnose pipefish) is the source of this 1679-nucleotide messenger RNA. Its product is annotated as beta-1,4-galactosyltransferase 1-like. The record is from RefSeq and is a predicted model, not a curated record. NCBI's taxonomy places the organism in Eukaryota, Metazoa, Chordata, Actinopteri, Syngnathiformes, Syngnathidae. The transcript has 7 exons. Bases 1 to 1083 code for a protein of 360 amino acids. Gene Ontology annotation, biological process: protein N-linked glycosylation; carbohydrate metabolic process. Gene Ontology annotation, molecular function: cytoskeletal protein binding; beta-N-acetylglucosaminylglycopeptide beta-1,4-galactosyltransferase activity.